CUAGACAAGGGACAGCAAUUAAAAUGGCCGUUGUCUUUUCUUACUGCUAAAGAAAUAUACAUGUACAUGUAUAGCUAAGGAGUGUGAGAUGAUAAAGUGAAAAGAGCAAUUUAAGUGCAGAUAUAACCAUUAAUUAGGGACUUUGUGACAUCAAUGUCUCUCAUCUACUUCACACAUUUGCUGAAAUGGAAAUCAGUGGUUUUAAAUUCUGAUGGACCAGAAAUGUCUUAAUUCUGUUAAAUAUGUUUGCAUUCGGUGAUCACUGAUAAUAUUGAAUGUAGAACUAUAAUGAUGAAAUAAUACAAUAUGUCAUAUCACAGUUUGAUUACACAUUAUAUUUUGCUAGUUACCUGUGUGAUUAUAUGGAUAAUAUUAGUAUGGCAUGUGGCCGACUUGUCUUACAAACAUAUUCACAUUGACAGUGUUAAACCACACAACAAAAGUGCACAUAAGGAAGACACAGAGAGGAUAGCUGUACUUGUUUACUUGGACUACAAACAAGGUGGAAACUUUGCGAUAGAGUUCUGUACUUUCUUGUAUGCAUCAUGGAAGUAUGUGAUGAGCCACUCAUACCUUACUGAUUAUGUCAGAUUCAAGAAAGGGGUCUCAAGGAGGUGUAGUAAUCACACUCUCAUUGAUUUGAUUGUUUUCUGUCACCCCACAACAUGUGCUUCUUUACCUACAGACUGUCUCAAGUGGAGCACACUAACACAGUUUGAUCUCAAAUGGAUGAUUAACUCAUCAAACUGUAUGUAUCGACCAUUGCCCCCAUUGACUCAAAACCCAAAUUAUCCAGCCAAGUAUGAAUACCUUAACACGUUCUCAUUUCUACAACAUAUGCAUCUUGGGGAUGUUUUAAUGCGAUAUGAUUGGAUAUUACGUUCAGACACAGAUGUAUUUUUGACACCAACACUUUUAAAAUGGCGGCCUAAAUAUAACCUUGUCACAGGAGAGGGUGGCUAUGGUGAUUUGUUCAACAGACAACGAUUGAAAAAUAUUUCCCUUAAAUUGAAUCUAACUCACAGAGGUGUGACAAACUUUGGAAGUACUUGGUAUGGACGUCCAAAGCAAUUUCUUAUCGCUGCUAAGCUAACACUGAAUAUCUCAAGAUAUCUGUAUGAGAAUGAAUUUAAGCCAAACUUGUCAGGUCUGGAGGUGAUAUUCACUGAAGGGACUGACAGUAAUGGGAAAUGGCCCAUGUGGUGGAGACCUGUAUCAACAAUGUAUGGGUCAGAACUAGCACUUAAUCAUCUCAUCCCAGGAAUCAAUCAAUCCUACAAAGCUAUUGAUCUCUUAGAUGCAUUCAGCUCUCGGAGGAAACCAGCGCUUCUUUACCCACACAUCCAUUGUUGGCACGGAGAAGCAGAAUUCUCAAAGCAUCGAUUCAUUAAUAAUAUCACAUCUCUGUUGCAUCUUGAUAAAGAGCUCAAAUCUGAUGAUGUAAAAAAUCUGAUAACUGACAACAUUGGUGAUAAGAAUGCAAGAGACAUGCUAGCUUGGGAGUACUGUAUGUACAUUGCAUGGAAUGCUGUUGGCAACCACCUUCCUCAUGUUGUGACAGCCAUCUUGAAAAUUGGAUAGAUAUAUUAUGAUAUCAGAUUAUUUAAAAAAUAAAUCAAAAAUUCAAAAAAUCAGUCAACUAUGGUGCUUUCUUUAUUCUGCUUGAUGAUAUAUGGCUACACUGUGUUUGAAGCUAGAGGCAAUUAAUUGUAAGGCUUCACUACUAUACAUACAUGUAGUGAAUGAUUAACACAACUGAAAUAUGUAUUUUAGUUGAUAUGGAUAGUGUAGUUAACUGUAAUUUUACAUUCAUUGGUUACUUGUUAAACAGACUUUGAUAUGUCCAGUUAUUUUAACAUAAUACAAAUUUCAAAAUCCAGGUAAUUUUGAAAACUGCAAUUUUAGAUAUUUCUUGUCAUCACAAUCUCAGAAAUAUUGCACAUUGCAUUCAAUCUUUUCAACUGAGGUUAUGUGGUAUCUCUUUCUAGAUUCUUUUUUUUGGUUGCCAUGUUUAAUUCCAGCAACCAUUUUAAAUUGUUUUCAUCACUUUUGCAGUGGCAUUUCGAAGAAAGCCAUUGAAGAGAUUCAUUUCUUUUUAAAGAUGCUACUUAGUAUGUUAAACUCGAGUAGACCUGACAGGUCUAGAAGUGAUAUGGGUGUUUUCCUCAAGUAUAUUAAGUGUGAUAUUUAUUGUUGUGUGUCAGUGUUUGCAAAUGACAAAUGCCCUUUUCAUAUUGCGUGCAAAUAAUUGACUUUUUAUAAGAAUGAAUAGUCUUGUAUCAGGUCCAUGUAUAUGGAAUCUCCCUAGUGAGCUAAAUAAGUGAGGUGAAUUAAGGUUCAAAGGGGCUUGAUGUAAGACUACAUUAUCAUAUUUGAAACAAAAGUUCUCAUGCUUUACAUGAGCAAUGACUGUAUAUAAUAAACUUAAAAGCAUGAUGAUUU
Owenia fusiformis is the source of this 2442-nucleotide messenger RNA. The record is from the annotation of a GenBank genome assembly. Lineage: Eukaryota; Metazoa; Annelida; Polychaeta; Sabellida; Oweniidae.